Carica papaya (papaya) is the source of this 3578-nucleotide messenger RNA. NCBI's taxonomy places the organism in Eukaryota, Viridiplantae, Streptophyta, Magnoliopsida, Brassicales, Caricaceae. The record is from RefSeq and is a predicted model, not a curated record.
AGAGAAUCUAGAAAUGCCCAUUUCCUCAAAAACCCAGAAAUAUAAAAUUAAUUACUCCUUAUUUAUAUAAAUAGGAAAAGAAAUGAGAGAGAGAAGUGAAGAAAAAGCAGAGAAUAAAAAGAGACCGGAUGUUGACAAAUUUCAUGUCACUGUUGUUAGAAGGUCGUUUGUUUUUGUGAUUUCUUAUCUGGGAUCUCUCUCUUUCUCUCUCUAGCCAACAAAAUUAAAAAAAAAAACCUCUUUUUUGGUUAAACAAGAGAGGGAAAGAGACCAGAGAGAGUGGCCCAGUAGAUCGAAGAUGACGAUCUAAGCUGCUUAAUGGUGCUGCGAAACACCCACUUCGCUCUUUCUUCUGUUAUUGUUUUUUUUUUUUACUUUUUUUUUGUCAGCUUAAUUUUUUUGUUCGUAGUGGGGGUUUUUCUGGCGUCCGAAUUUUCCAUCAUGUGGAGAUUUUGCUGUUGAGGAUUUAUUGAAUCCGUUGUGGGAAUCGUCGAGGAGAGGUGAAAAGAGGAUGUGGGUCUGAGGCAUGGGAACAAAAGUGCAGUGCAAAAGUUACUUGCCAGGAUACCACUCAAUGAGGGAUCUUAAUGAAGAUUCUAACAGUUGUAGUUGGCCACUAUAUUAUGGAGAUAAAACCUUUGCAAAUGGACAGUAUUAUAAUGGCUUUUUGCCCAGGGCCAUGCCAGAUGUAUAUUCAGGAUAUGAUAAGGAUGUAGUGAAACGGACAAUGCUCGAGCACGAAGCCAUAUUUCAGAAUCAGGUCUCUGAGCUUCAUCGUUUAUACGGAAUUCAAAGGCAGUUGAUGGAUGAAGUAAAAAGAAAAGAGCUACAUAAGAAUCGGAUGCCUAUUGAGGCGUCAUUAUCAUCAAGCGCCUUGGCAUCACAAAUUACAUCUGAGGAUGCUCGUAGAUGGCAUAUCACGAGCUUCCCUCUGGCAAAUUCUCUUUGUGCUCGGCCAUCAGUUGCAUUUGAAGACAGCCAUUCUCCUAUUAGUUCUGUAAAAGGAAGCAGCAGCCAAGCUGCUCCCUUUCCAUCUCAAAAUGGUGUUAGUCGAAAGGAUAUUGAAAUACUGGAGUCCAGACCCUCAAAAGUCAGGAGAAGAAUGAUUGAUCUUCAACUUCCAGCUGAUGAGUACAUUGACACAGAUGAAAUGGAACAGUUCAGAGAUGAUACAGUAUCUGGCACAUCGAAUUAUCUUCCUAAUGGAAAUCUAAACAUUGCACCUCAGAGUAGUGAGAAGCUGUUACUUGACGAUGGUGAGAAAGGCACUCAUCAGGGAGAUGCUAUGAGAUCUGGUUCAAGGAGCAGGAAUGGUUUGGCUGACUUGAAUGAGCCUAUUCAGGUUGAAGAAACAAAUGCUUCUGCAUAUGCCUAUCCUCUCCGGAGUUCCUCUUCUCAUGAGGAGAUUCAAGGCCAUGAACCAUCUUCAAGAUCAAAGAAUCAGGUUCUAGAUUUACCAGAGGAAAUAUUGCCAAAUUACAAUCGUGGAAGCAACAAUGGGGGCAUGAACAAGAUGCAUUUGGAUAAUGGAACUGGAAGAGGCUGGUUCUCUCAUGUCCUUGCAGCAGGACAUGAUAAAAGCAGCCAGAAGUCUGUUUCUCAAGGUCUUCAACUGGACAAGUUGCCUAUGUCUUCCCAGCCUGUGCAGAUUCUGUUCAACAAUGCACGUGAGCCUCCGGCUUUCCCUGUUACUGAUCAAAGCAAGGGAGAGUUAUGGAAGGAGAGAGCAUAUCGUGGUUUAGAAACUACAGCAAGGAACCGCGAAAACUCUCAUAAUUUCCAUGUGGAAUCAGGUGGGUCUUCUAGUAUGCCUAAUAUGUAUCCAAUUAGUCCUCCUGACUUGCCCAGUGCAUUGCCUUGGCUAAGAGCUAGGCCAUUUUGUAAAAAUGAGACCACAGGUUUGCAGAGAGAUUUAAAUACCGAACAUUCUACUUUCUCAAAUUCCUCUCUGAAUCAGUUGGCUCAUAAAAAUGAUACUGGAAAGGGUCUGAAUCAUAUAUCUUCUCAGAAUGUGAAGUCAGUUUCAUGUUCCAGUAAUGUUGGGCCUAGCAGAAUUGAAAUAAGUGACUGCCUGACUGAUAGAAAAAUUCUUGGGUUCCCCAUUUUCGAAAAGCCUAACAUGUCUAAGAAUGAACCUUCUUCUGUUACCUCCCUGGCUGCCUCCCAGACUGGGUCAAUUCCUAAUCCAUUCGAAGGAAAAGAAAACAAGGGGAAAAUUAGAGUACUUGAUAUUAACCUGCCUUGUGAUCCUGCAGUUCCUGACAUAGGCCAAGAUAGAGCGGAAGAAGUUCUGAUAAUAGAGAAGGGAACAGAUAAAAAAAUUACUAGUUCCAGACAUGAUAUUGAUUUGAAUUUGUGUGUGAAUGAGGAUGGAGCUUCUUCUUUCAUGUCCCCCAGUCCAAGGACCACUGGGAAGAUAGUUUCUGGGUUUGAUUUGGAAGCACCUGCAGUUCCUGAUACUCUGGAAGAUAUUUGUGGAAACAAACAGCCAGAUGCAACGUGUGAAGAACCCCUUAAAUCACUACAGCAUGAUGAUAGGAACUUACUGAAUGAACUUAUGAGGAUAGCAGGAGAGGCAAUAGUUGCUAUCUCGUCUGGUCACAAUGGUGAUGAUGUUGCUUGUGUUCCAUCUGAAGCAUGUGCGGUAGACCCACUUAGCUGGUUUGCAGAAAUAAUUGACUCAUGUGGGGAUGGUAUUGAGAGAAAACUUUUGCAAAGUAAAGAUAGUGGGGAUAACGAGGGAUCUUCCUCGGAGGAGAUUGAUUUCUUUGAGUCCAUGACAUUGACAUUGCCAGAGAUGAAAGAAGAGGACUACAUGCCCAAGCCUUUGGUUCCUGAGAAUUUGAAAUUGGAAGAAACAGCAGCAACAUUGGUGACAAAUCGUCCUCGGAAGGGCCAUGCAAGGAGGGGGAGGCAGCGGAGGGACUUUCAGAGGGACAUCCUUCCAGGGCUUGCUUCUCUAUCGAGGCAUGAGGUAACUGAAGAUCUUCAGACAUUUGGAGGACUUAUGAGAGCAACAGGUCAUUCAUGGAAUGGAGGGUUGACAAGAAGGAAUACGAGGAAUGGAUGUACGAGGGGCAGACGGAGAUCAGUAAAUAUUGCAUCUCAUCCGGUGGCAGGCAACAGUGGUUGCACUCCAUUGGUGCAGCAGCUUAAUAAUAUUGAAGUGGGGUUGGAGGAUCGGAGCCUUACAGGGUGGGGGAAAACAACAAGGCGACCACGCCGGCAAAGAUGUCCAGCAGGUAAUCCUCCAUCAGUAGCUUUAACCUAAUGAUGGGAAGAGAGAAUUAAAAUAUUAAUUUAGAAAUUUAUAGAGGGGAAGAAUGGAGUUGUUUGGGAAUGUUGGGGAACCGUGGGGAUUGUGUGUACAUUUGAUGAACCCAGCCCCCUCCCCCCAUGUUUGUCAGAACUUGGUAUUAUUCAUAUAAAUAAUGUUGCAUGAUUUGUUCUGGGAAUGGAUCAGAGGGUGCAUAUUCCUGGGAUUGAACUAACUUGUUAUGGAGGCAAGAGAUGAGAUGAGAUGAGAUGAGAUGAGAUUUCUCCAUACAAUGAAAUGGAAUGGAAGUUAAUUUUAUUGA